Messenger RNA from Colletotrichum abscissum, 522 nucleotides. Its product is annotated as IBR domain-containing protein. NCBI's taxonomy places the organism in Eukaryota, Fungi, Ascomycota, Sordariomycetes, Glomerellales, Glomerellaceae. The transcript has 2 exons. The record is from RefSeq and is a predicted model, not a curated record. The coding region runs from base 1 to 522 and encodes 173 amino acids.
AUGGACCUCUUUCAACGCCUCGACGAAGAUAUUACAAACAUCAUCAUUGAACAUGGUUUCCUCAACCUCGACACGUUGCGCUUUGCGACGGAACGGGAGGUCGAGCGUGCUGCCGUUAGGGCGCUCGAGAUGGCUACCCCGGAUCAGCAGCUCGCUAUUGCCAUGAGACAGAGUGUCAUGGGAACAGAAGGCGACGACGCCAUUAUUCACGAAGAUGAGAACGAGGCCAACGAUAACGAUGCCAACAAUAACGCCGGUAACGUUGUCAUGGAGGCGCAGAAACCUCAGACGCUGAAGAAGACAAUGACAUCAACAACGACGACAGAACGGAAUGCGUCGUCUGCUUCACGGCACGACAACCCCUCCACCGCCUCCCCUGCGGCUGCCGAAUGUGCCCCCGCUGCCUCCGGCGCUGUCUCCGCGCGGGAUUACGCCCAGGAGGCUGGCCGCCGCGGUGCUGUCAGCCCCUACAACCAGAAAACGUCGAGCAGGCCGCCGGCGAGGGACGGCCGCGGCUGGUGA